UUUCUACUUUGCUCCACAGAGACUUUACAACAAUUCGUGCUUGGCUUCGCCCCGACGUUAUUCCAUAGUAAACGAAUGUUGCCCCGCGGAUAGGACGAGAACUUGCGCGCUUGAAUUAGUUUCUACGUUACUCGGUCCACAUCUGGUCCGCAUAUUUCUUCCCGCUACACCCGCCUCCAGUGGAUCCGGAUAUUCGUUCCCGCACUUAUGUUCAUGCACAAGAAUUGAGCCUACAUAAUAAGAGUCCAAGCAUCUCAAGCGCGUGAUCCGAUUCCUGUUCGACAAUAUUGUAUUGUCACAGCAACAGCAUAUUACAACUUAAUCACACGUUGAAAUCAUUACAAUCCAUCGCAACUCUUCCACAUGUACACGUCUAUGUAGCAGUUGAUUCAGCUGCUUAGAGGCAAGAAAUUCAUGAUGGCCGAACUCGAUGCUAUUUUAGAGAAGUAUACGAAUCCAGAUACAGGAAGUAUCCAUGGGGCCUCCUUCGUAGCUGUUGAUAGCACAGGUAACGACAUUUAUUGCAAAUCAUUCGGUUACAAGAAUGUUAACGUCAAGAACUCCAAGCGGCUCACAUUGGAUACGCCAUCAUGGAUUGCUAGUCAAACAAAGCUCACGACUUCCGUGGCGGUCAUGCAAGUCGUUGAGAAGGGACUAAUAGGACUUGAUGACGACGUCCGAGACGUUCUUCCCCAACUCAAGGACUUGAAAGUUCUCAUUGGGUUUGAAGGUGAAGGGUCCAUCGCUGAGACGCUCGCUACCUCAGGUGAUGAAGGACCGUACAGCUCAAAACCAGUUGAGAAGCCCAAGGGGCCACCGAUCUUUGAAAAAAUCAUGGGCAAACUCACUCUACGACACUUGAUCACACACACAUCGGGAUUUUGCUACGAUUUGGCUGACCCACUCCUCAUCAAAUAUUCUGCUUGGACAGAGCGCAAAGACAACAUGUUUUCCGGAACCAUGCAAGGAAACCUUCACCCCCUCAUCUUCCAGCCAGGAUCAUCGUGGAAGUAUGGCCCAGGCCUCGACUGGGCAGGAACCAUUGUUGCGAAGCUUACUGGUCUGGACUUCAACGAAUACCAACAGAAACACAUCUGGGGCCCACUAGGUGCAAAGAACACAACCUUCUUCCCAAAUAGGGAGGGUCUCGAAAAGGAAGACCUUCAUGAAACAGGCAUCCGUGCUGAGGGGGAAGGCACGCAGGGUCUCAAGCCUGGAGACUGUCUCUGGAGAUUGAAUUCACGUGAUGCCCUCGGUGGAGCAGGAUUGUUCUCCACUCCCAACGAUUACAAAAAGCUCCUUUCCGCUCUCAUCUCUGAAGGGGGGCCAUUGCUUAGCAAGGCCUCUGUGGAUGAAAUGUUUCGUCCUCAAAUUGGGCCCGAAUCUACCCUUGGUGCGCGAGCGUUCCUGAAGGGCACGAAUCUGGAUAACACUCAAUCCAAUUUGUACACGGAUAGAUAUGAUGAAUGGGAGAAUUUCCAGGAGAUUGGGCAUUGUCUGUGCGGUAUCGUCACCACUGAAGAUGUUUUCGGACGUAGGAAGAAGGGCUCUAUCAACUGGUCGGGGUUGCCAAAUCUUAUCUGGUGGAUCGAUCGCGAGAGUGGUGUAGCCGCAACUUUCUUCACUCAAUUAUUACCAGUGGGUGAUCACGCUCCACGGAGGCUCCAAAUAGAACUAGAGGCUGCUCUCUACAAAGCAAUCAACGGCAAAUAGAUUCUACAGUAGGAAUAUAGAUAACGAGAAAUUAGUCUCCCUGUAUUGGCGUUCCUCAGAACAUGCAGUAGUGCCUUUUUGUAAGUUCAGAAUAAAUGGAGUAUAGCAGAUUCGGGGUUGAUUAUUGAAGGAUGUAAAAGCGUUUUAUCAGACCUGGAAUACUCAAU
Messenger RNA from Aaosphaeria arxii CBS 175.79, 1880 nucleotides. RefSeq names its product beta-lactamase class C and other penicillin binding protein. The transcript has 4 exons. Bases 418 to 1713 code for a protein of 431 amino acids. The record is from RefSeq and is a predicted model, not a curated record. NCBI's taxonomy places the organism in Eukaryota, Fungi, Ascomycota, Dothideomycetes, Pleosporales.